Molecule: messenger RNA, 2165 nt
Organism: Macadamia integrifolia
Lineage: Eukaryota; Viridiplantae; Streptophyta; Magnoliopsida; Proteales; Proteaceae
Product: probable CoA ligase CCL7
Exons: 6
Coding region: 218-1852 (544 amino acids)
Molecular function (GO): CoA-ligase activity
Source: RefSeq, a predicted model, not a curated record
UCACCUGAAGCUUACAUAUUACCAGAACAGAAAAGUCAACGUUUUGAAAACCCUGAAAAGGUAAAUUAUGAUAUAAUAGGAGAGUAGUUUCAAAAUCCCUAUCAUAUAGAGAGAAAUUACAUUCUCUCCUAUCAAGAACUGUUCUUGUUUACUCACAGGAACAGAGAAGCCAGACUCUCUCUCUCUCUCUCUCUCUUGUUCUCUGAGUUCACUAACAAUGGAGAAAUCAGGCUAUGGAAGAGAUGGGAUAUACAGAUCACUUCGUCCUUCCGUGGUCUACCCCAAAGACGCAAACCUCUCUAUGGUGCCUUUCCUUUUCAGGAACUCCUCUUCCUAUUCCGACGAACUCGCCCUCGCCGACGCAGAUUCCGGCGAAACCCUCACCUUUGCCCAGUUCAAAACAAUGGUCGCCAAGGUCGCUCAUGGUCUACUUCAUUUAGGUAUCAAAAAAGGUGACGUUGUUCUCAUCUUCGCUCCUAAUUCCAUCCAGUUCCCUCUCUGUUUCCUUGGCAUUGUCGCUCUCGGAGCCAUUGCCACUACUGUCAAUCCUCUCUACACCACCGGCGAGCUAUCCAAACAGAUUAAAGAUUCUCAUCCUAAGCUCGUCAUCACUGUUCCUCUGCUUUGGGACAAAGUCAAAGAUUUCGGUCUGCCGGCGGUGAUGUUGGGUCCGGUCAAUGAUUUGCCGCCGAUUGUCUCCCGUGCCGGGAUCACGCCUUUCUCCUACGUGGUCUCCCUUGCCGGACACGUUUCGGAUUUGCCCCAGGUUUCGAUCAAACAGACCGAUACGGCGGCGCUCUUGUACUCCUCUGGCACUACUGGGACGAGUAAAGGUGUUGUUCUUACCCACCGGAACUUCAUCACCACCGCUCUCAUUGUGACCGCCGACCAGGAACUCGCCGGCGAUAUGCACAAUAAAAUUCUUUGUUUCCUUCCCAUGUUUCAUAUAUACGGACUGUCCAUUAUUGUCUAUUCCCAGUUGCAGAAGGGGAAUAUGGUUGUCACCCUCGGGAAGUUCGAUUUUGAAUUGGUUUUGAGAGCAGUGGAGAAGUAUAGGGUGACCCAUAUGUCUGUAGUUCCACCAGUCAUGAUUGUUCUGGCCAAGCAGAGUUUGGUGAAGAAGUACGAUCUCUCAUCUCUCAAGCACAUUGGUUCUGGUGCGGCUCCUCUUAGUAAGGAGAUAAUGGAGGAGUGUUCCAAGAACUUGCCUCAUGCCAUUAUUUAUCAGGGUUAUGGGUUGACUGAAACAUGUGGAGUUGCAACAUUAGAGAAUCCAAAUGGAGGACUAGCUCGAAAUUCUGGUUCAUCUGGGCAACUUGCUUCAGGACUUGAAUCGAAAAUAGUUAGUGUAGAAACACAGAAGCCUCUUCCUCCCAAUCAAUUAGGGGAAGUAUGGCUCCGAGGACCAAAUAUAAUGCAAGGUUAUUACAACAAUCCUGAGGCCACGAAAGAGACAUUAGAUAAUCAAGGUUGGUUACACACCGGAGAUCUUGGAUAUUUCAACGAAGAAGGACAGUUAUUUGUUGUUGAUAGAAUAAAAGAGCUCAUCAAGUGUAAAGGAUUCCAGGUGGCACCAGCUGAGCUUGAAGGACUUCUUCUUACUCACCCAGAGAUAUUAGAUGCGGUUGUCAUCCCAUUUCCUGAUGAUGAAGCUGGUGAGGUCCCAAUUGCGUAUGUUGUCCGGUCACCCAACAGUUCCCUAAGAGAAGAAGAUGUUCAAAAUUUUAUCGCGAAGCAGGUUGCUCCCUUCAAAAGAUUGCGUAAAGUAACAUUCACAAGUAGUGUUCCAAAAUCAGCUUCAGGAAAGAUCCUUCGAAGAGAGCUUAUCGCGAAAGUCCGAUCCAAACUAUAAGAUGAUAAGAUCGAUCAUGCAACACCCAUGUCUUCAUCUCUUUUUUGGUUGUUUGUGGCCAAGAAUGAGAAGAAUCCAGGGGAGUCUCUGCAUACCAUUCAGCUGUAAUUAGAUUGGUUAAUUACCACAUGAUUAUCAAAAUAAUAAUCAAAACAAUGAGGAGUUGUAACUUAUAAUGCCAAGAUUGCUCAAGAAAAUCCUUGCCCUCCCCAUUGGUUGUGUACUAAAAAAAAGGAUGCAUGAGGAUAUCUAUGUUAUUUCAAAUAUGACACUUCGAACAUCAAUCUUAAUGGGGUAGUGGAUUCAGCAAGCC